This is a messenger RNA of Drosophila subobscura, 4832 nucleotides long. It is a transcript of the gene Klp10A, whose product is annotated as kinesin-like protein Klp10A. The transcript is spliced from 5 exons. Gene Ontology annotation, molecular function: ATP binding; microtubule motor activity; microtubule binding. Gene Ontology annotation, biological process: microtubule-based movement. NCBI's taxonomy places the organism in Eukaryota, Metazoa, Arthropoda, Insecta, Diptera, Drosophilidae. The record is from RefSeq and is a predicted model, not a curated record. The coding region runs from base 412 to 2796 and encodes 794 amino acids.
CGGUGCCAUCGUCAUGACAGUGUGGCGAAAAACAAUGGCGAAGAAACUGUGAAACUAUAAAACUCUUGUAGUUGACAUCUGGUCGAUUUUAUACAAAUUGUGCACACGCAGUUAACUAUUUAUUUUGUUGUGAUUGGUCAUAUUAAACCAAAUAGACGUUUUAGGGCAAUUAAAGUGUUUCAGACCACAAACAAGAAUACAUUUUGGAAAUCCGCUACAGUGGGACAACUGUGGCCCAAAUUAUUGGAUUCGCAAGCGGAAUCGGAAUCGCAGCGCUGACCGGAGCUGAGCUGAGCUGAGCUGACGAGGCAAACUCGAUAGAUAGGCAAAAAGUGAUAUUGGGUAUUUGUUUACACCAAGUGAUAGCCAUUUGUGGAACGGAACGGAAAGGAGUAAAGUGAUCUGAUCGAAAUGGAUAUGAUUACCAUUGGACAGAGCGUUAAAAUCAAACGCACUGAUGGGCGCGUACAUGCGGCCGUCGUGGCGAUGAUCAAUGCGUCCGGCAAGUGCAUAACAGUCGAGUGGUACGAGCGCGGCGAAACCAAAGGCAAGGAGGUGGAACUAGAGGCCAUACUCACACUGAAUCCCGAACUGACGCAGGAGGCUGUCGAGCAGCAUGCGGCCCCGGAGCCAAAGAAGCAGGCCACUGCCCCAGUGAAUCUGGCCCGCAAUCCCACACAAUCGAAUAUCUCUGGCAACCUCACCAGUCGCAUGACCAUGGUCGGCAAUCAACUGAACAAGAUACACGAGACGCACCCGACCAUCAGCUCGGGCAAUGCGAAUUCGAAUGCCACCACGGGCGGCACCACUGCAGCGUCGACCAAUUCGGGGCUGCAGCGUCCACGAUUCACACCGGCCACCGGUAGACAGCAGCAGACACGCAGUGCCACGGCGCCCAUCACAGCGUCCGCCCAAGUGGCCGCUGGUGCGCAGGCCAGCCAAUCCACAACCAAUACAGUGGUCAACAAUAGCACACAGAGCAGCAUUGGCGGUGGUGCAGGCGGUGUCGCUGGAGGUGCGCGUCGUUCGCACGCCCUCAAGGAGGUGGAGCGUCUGAAGGAGAACCGCGAGAAGCGUCGGGCACGCCAGGCCGAGCUGAAGGAGGAGCAAAAGGCACUGCAGAACCAGGACCCCGGCAAUCCCAACUGGGAGCUAGCGAAUAUGAUACGCGAAUAUCAGAAUACGUUGGAGUUUAUACCUCUGCUCGAUGGUCAGGCGGUGGACGAUCACCAGAUCACGGUCUGUGUGCGCAAGCGUCCACCCAGCCGAAAGGAGCUCAAUCGCCGUGAGGUCGAUGUCAUAUCGGUGCCCCGCAAGGACUUGAUGAUUGUCCAUGAGCCGCGCACCAAGGUCGAUCUCACCAAGUUCCUUGAACAUCACAAAUUUCGCUUUGACUACGCUUUCAACGAAUCGUGCGACAAUGCCAUGGUGUACAAAUACACAGCGAAGCCGCUGGUGAAGACUAUUUUUGAGGGAGGAAUGGCGACAUGCUUUGCCUAUGGCCAGACUGGAUCUGGCAAGACCCACACCAUGGGCGGGGAGUUUACUGGAAAAAUACAGGACUGCAAGAACGGCAUCUAUGCCAUGGCCGCCAAGGAUGUGUUCGCGACACUCAAUACACCGCGUUAUCGCACCAUGAAUCUAGUCGUUUCGGCCUCGUUCUUUGAGAUUUACAGUGGCAAGGUAUUCGAUCUGCUGGCUGAUAAGCAGAAGCUGCGCGUGCUGGAGGACGGCAACCAGCAGGUGCAGGUGGUCGGACUCACCGAGAAGGUGGUGGACAGCGUUGAGGAGGUGCUAAAGAUCAUCCAGCUGGGCAAUUUGGCACGCACCUCGGGGCAGACAUCGGCCAAUGCGAACUCAUCGCGAUCGCACGCCGUCUUCCAAAUUGUCUUGCGUCCAAUAGGCACCACAAAGAUCCAUGGCAAGUUCUCGUUCAUUGAUUUGGCGGGCAAUGAGCGGGGUGUGGACACCUCGUCGGCCGAUCGCCAGACACGCAUGGAGGGAGCGGAGAUCAAUAAGUCGCUGCUGGCACUCAAAGAGUGCAUCCGGGCAUUGGGCAAACAGUCGGCCCACUUGCCGUUCCGUGUCUCGAAGCUCACGCAGGUGCUGCGCGACUCGUUCAUUGGAGAGAAGAGCAAGACUUGCAUGAUAGCCAUGAUCUCGCCGUGCAUCAAUUCCUGUGAGCACACGCUCAACACGCUGCGCUAUGCGGACCGUGUCAAGGAGCUGGUGGCCCCCAAUGUCCAGGAGAUGGGACCCUGUGGCGAUGGCAAUGAUCCCAUGGAUGACAAUGAUAUCGAAAUCAUGGACGAUGACGAUGAGGAGGAGCAGGAGAAUAAUCCGGUGCGCAAGCCAGACAUCCGUUCACACAAUCAGCGCAAUGUUCCCAUAUCUGCGGGCAUUCAUAACAAUAAUAACAACAACAACAAGAAUGGGAAUGCCGGCAACACGGAUCUGGCACUACUAAGUUCGCUGAGCGAACACGAAAUGUCACAGGAGCUGAUCACACAGCACGAGGCCAUUGAGGAUUUGCAGCAAACUGAGGAAAUGGUUGUGGAAUUCCAUCGAUCGGUGAAUGCCACACUGGAGACCUUCCUGGGCGAAUCGAAGACGCUGUAUACUCAAACAAAUUAUGUGAACUAUGAUCAGGAGGACUAUUGCAAGCGCGGUGAAUUGAUGUUUUCCCAACUGAUGGAUAUUGCCACCCAGUGCCGUGACAUGAUGUCUGAAUAUCGCCUUAAGUUGGCCAAAGAAGAGAUGCUCUCCUGUAAAUAUAGUCCAAACAGCCAGCGCUAGAACCUUUUGACUAGCAAUAACCUCCCCCUCCCUUCCACACGAUCCACAUUUACACCAUCACCACCACCACCACCGCCCCACUACUAACAAAUUUCCGGCAACAUUUUUAAAUUGUUUUCAUCACGUCACAUCAAUGUGACCCCCCCGAAUUUUUGUCAAGAAUCACACGAAUGGCAUAACGCCUCCCCAGUCCAGGUCCCUUACCCUUUAACCCUUUCUCUGCCCGAAAGAAAAUGUGAUUGGAGAAGGCAGACUCUACUCCAAAAACAAACGUUGCAAGAAACACAGAACAGAACUGAAGGCUGCUGCGGAUGAGGUCAAAUGUGUUCCGCCUGCGCAAGGGAAAGGGCGUGGAGGACACACGCCACACACACACAGACGCACAGAUGUGCACCCACUCGCAGAAUCAAUUGUUGGUUAUUACACUUUUGUUUUGUGCGGCAGUUCAUUGUGUAGCGUUUAGCUUUAAAUAAAAUGUCCCUAUAUUGUUAAAGAAGUUCAUGAAUUCAUUAUUUGUACCCUGCAAAAGGAGACGGCGUCUCGUCUCGUCUCGUUCCAACUCAUUCGCUCAUCCCAACCAUUCAGCCGUCACGUUUCGCUCUCUCAACUCACUAACCGCCAUUCUCUUUUAAGCGGCUUUGCUCUCUCCUGAGAUGAGAGCAGUACCGGCAUUCUUACUAAGCUUUACCGUUCAUUCAAUUGAUGUUGACGUUGAAUGGAGGCGAAAGAUGAGAGAUUCUGAAAGCGGUUGACAGUUUAACAGUUAAUUAUUCCCGAACAGUAAAACCACACAAUACACACCCAACCAAGCACACACACACACACACACACACACACACCACAACACCAAGAACGAUUUAAUAAGCAAGAAAUUGUCUGUUUGGUUCUCAUUGAUUUUAUGCGAUACUUUUAUAAAUGAAAGAAAAAGACAUUUACAUACUAUAACUAAAAACUUACUAUUAUGAGAUUCCAUUUACAUUAUAAAUUAAUUACCUGAUAAAGAACUCUACAUAGUUUUUUUUUGUGUUCUUUUUGAUUGAUUGGAGAGUCCUGUCCUCUCCGUAGCGCCGCGGCACAAAUCAAUGACAUUUAACUAUUAUGGAUUAGUUGCGUAUAGUAUUUGUAAUUAUUUAAAGGCCACAAAAACUGUAUUUAAUUUGUAUUAAUUUAUUGUGAGUACUACCUACCACUCAAACUACUACUACUACUACGACAGCACCAAUACCAAUCUACCAGCGUAUUCCCACUCCCAUUCACCCUAACCUUAAUGAUAUUUAUCCUUUUUUUAUAUUUACUAUGAAUUACUAUAUAUUCAUUUUGUUUUCAAACUGAUUUAUAUUCUUUGCCUGAGAAAUAUUUAGACUAUGUUUAAUUUUCCAUUUACCCGCUGUCCUCAUUUCUGGUAUGAGUAAUUUAUAUUAUUAUUAUCAUUUUUUUUUGUAUGUGCGUGUGAAAAGAAUUUAAAAUGCACUUGAUCGCGUGGCUCAUUUGAUUUUUGAGAAAUUUGAAUUUGCAUUUCAUUUUGUACUAAUAUUUAUUGCGUAUGUUUAACUAAUUUUACACGACACGACUAAAAAGGAUAACGAAUGACGGGAAAAAAACAAAAGAAACAGGAACAUAACCAAACCACAGAGUUACAGGCACUGCCUGCACUGCUUACUUGUAGGCAAACAAACAAAAAGCAAAUCAACACGAAUGAAACACACAAAGCAAAAACACCGUAGCCUUAAAUACGCGAAACGGCACUUUAAGCAAGAGAAAAACAAAACAAAAACAUCAGAAAUGAAAAAAGUAACGAAACAAAACGAAUAAUGAACAACAAACAUACUCACUUCACGUGCGCUUGCUCCCAAAGGUUUUAUAUACAAUUUAAACAAAACCUUUUAUAUAAAGUUGUUUUUUUUUUUUCAUUAUUAUUAUUAUUAAUGGCAAUUUACUACAGAAUUCCCCUUCAACUAGAGUCGAAUGAUGACAAAUUCUUUUUGUAAUUCACCAAAUGCGAGUUUUUAAAACAUUGUUAAUACAAAUUAAACAAA